CUGGAGCCAGUUGGUCUACACAAAGGCAAAAGCGAGCAGUGUGUAUCCGACUUCGGAUCCGUGCAUUCAAGUCGGACAGAAAGAAGAAGACCCGACCCUAUUACCGAAAUUGAGAGCACAUCACAAGAGAUCCAAUCUAAAAGUCUCCACCGACAGGAAACUACUGAAGCUUCCUAGCGUAUUAGAUCACACCAAAUCAUUCAGAAAAAUUCUGAAAUCGAUUUUUCAGUUUAUUGUUGAUAAGUUGCAAAAAUGUCUCAGUUCCUUCACCAAAGACCUUUACACAUUCCGUUUUCAGAUCCCUAUCCAAUUUCUCCACGCAAUUCAACAUCUUUUGAAAGACCAAUGUCGCUUCUUAAUCGAACUGCUCUUCUGGUCUUGCUCACUCUCUUAGUCCUACUCGGAGUAAUCCUUCCCUGGGUUGGAACGCCUCGAUUCAUGUUCCCAAACACCACCUCUUCCCUCGCUAAAUGGCGCGAUUACACUCUGUCUCAAGCAGUGUCGUUCGUCGCCAAGAACGGGACUGUGAUUGUUUGUGCUGUGAGUCAACCUUACUUACCAUUUCUGAAUAACUGGUUGAUUAGUAUUAGCAGGCAAAAGCACCAAGAUAAAGUUCUGGUGAUUGCAGAGGAUUAUGCCACCCUUUAUAAGGUUAACGAGAAAUGGCCAGGUCACGCCGUGCUCGUUCCCCCUGCUCCUGAUUCACAAACUGCCCAUAAGUUUGGUUCUCAGGGAUUCUUUAAUUUUACAUCUCGAAGGCCUCGUCAUCUGCUGCAUAUAUUGGAGCUUGGGUAUAAUGUUAUGUACAAUGAUGUUGAUAUGGUCUGGUUGGGAGAUCCAUUUCCAUAUUUAAAGGGAAGUCAUGAUGUGUACUUCACUGAUGACAUGGCAGCGGUUAAGCCACUUAACCACUCCCAUAAUCUGCCGCCUCCUGGGAAAAAAGGGCGCACUUAUAUAUGUAGCUGUAUGAUUUUCAUGAGGCCCACUGAUGGAGCGAAACUAGUUAUGAAGAAAUGGAUUGAAGAGCUUCAGGCUCAACCAUGGUCCAAAGCAAAGAAAGCAAAUGAUCAGCCUGCGUUUAACUGGGCACUGAAUAGAACAGCUGGGCAGGUGGAUCUGUACCUGCUGCCCCAGGCAGCAUUUCCAACAGGAGGACUGUACUUCAAAAACCAGACAUGGGUACAGGAAACUAAAGGAGUGCAUGUAAUCGUACAUAAUAAUUAUAUCACAGGUUUUGAUAAAAAGAUAAAACGCUUCCGUGAUUAUAGUCUCUGGUUGGUGGAUGAUUAUGCCCUCGAGUCACCUUUGGGCAGGUUAUAACAAGGGGGGAAAUUAUAUGAUGUCUUUGUGCUGAAUUAAUGAGCAUUAUUUGUCAAAAGUUGAUGGAGUUCAACUUGCCAAUGGAUCAUCCUCCUGGUUAUGAGCCAGCAUCAUGGAAUCGAAGAGAGGAAUGUGAAAAUUGUUGCAGUGGUACUGAUGAUGGGAGUUCUUCAUUGUAUUUUUGGCUGGGUUAAGUUUGCAAAAGUCAGAUGGUAUUGUAUUUAAAAAAGGCCUGUGUUGUGUUGACAUUGGUUGGGCAAUGAAGGGAAAUUCAUUACAAAACAAAAAAGGUCACUGCAAAUGUUUCUGUGUCAACUUGUUUAACCAAUCAGAUUGUACUUCACCUCCUUUUUUUUUUUUUUCUAUUUUAAUUUUCAUCAAUAAUUUAUGUAUGAAAAUUCGAAAAUGAAGACUGGAGAGUGGUUGGGUGAAUUUUUUGGUUGAUCUCUUCAUCUGGUUGAAUAGUAUUAACGCCGAUUGUCUUAA
Molecule: messenger RNA, 1806 nt
Organism: Mangifera indica (mango)
Lineage: Eukaryota; Viridiplantae; Streptophyta; Magnoliopsida; Sapindales; Anacardiaceae
Product: UDP-D-xylose:L-fucose alpha-1,3-D-xylosyltransferase MGP4-like
Exons: 4
Coding region: 253-1320 (355 amino acids)
Cellular component (GO): Golgi apparatus
Molecular function (GO): glycosyltransferase activity
Source: RefSeq, a predicted model, not a curated record